This is a messenger RNA of Musa acuminata subsp. malaccensis (wild Malaysian banana), 2217 nucleotides long. RefSeq names its product probable protein phosphatase 2C 33. NCBI's taxonomy places the organism in Eukaryota, Viridiplantae, Streptophyta, Magnoliopsida, Zingiberales, Musaceae. The record is from RefSeq and is a predicted model, not a curated record. Gene Ontology annotation, molecular function: protein serine/threonine phosphatase activity. Gene Ontology annotation, biological process: peptidyl-threonine dephosphorylation.
CACAAGCCAUACACUGACUUUUAGUAACAUGGAUUCACCGGAAUCUAUAAAUAAGAUCCAUACUAGAUUACGAUUCGAGUAUAAGAUUCACUCGAAUCUCAUCCAAACCCACGAUGCGAUCGAUGUCCGUAGGUAGAAUCCCACGGGAAGCCUCAGCAUGCGCAUCGAACGAACGAUACCUAUAUAUGGUGGAACGUCGUGUACUCGAUCGAACGGCGAACCUUAUUAAGACGACGAUACCAAGUCGCCAAGCUUGAUCCGUUUGUUUCUCGUGUUCUUGUUGAUGUUGUUGCGAUCUCUUGCCACCCGGGUUGGACUCCCCGGAAGAUUUAGUUUCUCCUUUUGUUCGCGGCACCCUAAUCCGGACAUGAAAACCUUCCCUGUCCUCCCCCCCUUGCUUUUGCUGAGCUGUUCGCGGGACAUCUGGAUCUGCUCGUGCAUGUCGUCGAUGAUUUCUAUGAGCGAGGAAGGGAAAUGAAUCUGAUCUUUUGCGUCGACGACCAUUUGAAUUCUGGCGGCCUUCAUCCGUCGCGUUUCUACAUAAGUUGGACUGGACUCGGCUGCGUGCUUACCAUCCGUUCGUGGAAUUGCGGAGGAGAUAACGAAGAAGACAUCGAUCGGGUUCCGCUGUGCAGGCGGCCUGGAGUGCGUGCUGAGCUUUCGUGAAGACCCUGCGCAUGGGUUCGUGCCUGUCGACUGGCGGGUGCAGUACCCCGUCGUCCGUCUCAUCGCCAACGUCGCCGAAAUGGCCCGGGUCGAGGAGGCUGCGGAGAUCCUCCGGGAGUGAGGAGCAGCUCCAUAGGAUCUCCGGGAGGUUGUUCUUGAACGGGGCCACCGACUGCGCUUCGCUCUUCACCCAGCAGGGGAAGAAGGGCAUCAAUCAGGACGCCAUGAUCGUUUGGGAGAAUUUUGGUUCUAGAAAUGAUACUGUUUUUUGUGGAGUUUUUGAUGGCCAUGGUCCACUUGGCCAUAUGGUUGCAAAGAGAGUCAGAGAUGUUCUCCCUCUAAAGCUAACCGACGAUUGGAAAUGUGGGGAAUCUAGAGAAUUCAGCGCAAGUAGUCCAGGAAACUCUGCUUCAGAACAUUCAACUGCAUCUCCCAAAGAGGAGAUUAGAGAUUCCACCAAGUUUGAAGAAAAAGACGAGCACUCUCAGAACCUCAAGAUGCUAAAAGAUUCAUUGCUGAAGGCUUUUAGAAACAUGGAUAAAGAGCUGAAACAGAAACCUGGUUUUGAUUGCUUUUCCAGUGGGUCGACAGCAGUAACUUUGAUCAAGCAGGGUCAAGAACUUGUUAUCGGACAUGUUGGAGACUCGAGAGCUGUUCUUGGUACUAGAGAUAAAAACAAUUCAUUGACCGCGGUGCAGUUGACUGUGGACCUAAAACCAAAUCUUCCAAGUGAAGCAGAAAGAAUAAGGCAGUGUAGUGGCAGAGUUUUUGCUCUUAGGACUGAGCCUGAUGUGUUACGUGUUUGGCUGCCUAAUGGUGACUCUCCGGGCUUGGCUAUGACACGAGCUUUUGGAGAUUUUUGUCUAAAGGAUUUUGGUUUGAUUUCUGUACCUGAGAUUUCGUGUAGGCGACUCACAGAUAGAGACGAGUUCAUCAUCUUGGCUUCGGACGGGGUCUGGGAUGUGCUAUCCAACAAAGAAGUGGUAGACAUUGUGGCCUCUGCUCCAGCUCGGUCCUCUGCUGCUAGUUGUCUCGUCCAGUCAGCAGUCAAGGCCUGGAGGCUUAAAUACCCAACUUCCAGAAUUGAUGACUGUGCUGUAGUAUGCCUCUUCCUCAAUGCCGAGGCAUCUAACAUUUCCUCCAUUCGAACGAGAUCAUUAAAUGCGACCAAUGCUGGCUGCUACGAGCAAGAGGCCACCAGUUCAAAAUCAUUGGCCUGUCUUAGCACAGUUUCUAGCAAUGAAACUCUACAAUACGUGAUAGGAGAAGGUCCCAACGGCAAUUGCCAGGAUCUAAGUCCAGUGGAUAUCCAUCCGACAACAACAUCGCCAUAAUGUAAUGUUUUGUUGCAGGGAACAAGCAGCCAACAAACGCCAAGAGUAAAAAAGAUUCUCGAGCUAUUGUUUUCAUGGGAAGAACAGCACCAGUUUUAUUAGUGUGUACAGAUGUUCAUUCUCUCUCUGCAAAUUUGUUUUUAGUCCCAACUUAGUAUGAGUUAAUGUAAUCCAUGUAUAUACUAUUAGUAUGAGUUAAUGUAAUCAAUGCUAUUUU